UGGAAGCGACUGAAGAGAAUUGAAAGUAUUUUAUAUUUACAGCAUUCUAUCCCAUUUCCUAGUCUCAAACGGUUCUUCUCACAAUGGGAUCACACACACUGGAGAUACUUAGACAAGGGUUGUGGGCCUCUCUGACAGGAGGAUGGUUCUACGACCCUCAUCAGAGCGUAUUUUCGAAUACUUUCCAUUUAUAUUUGUGGCUAUUUUUCCUGUGUUUUCCUCUAACUUUGUACUUGACCCUCCCUUCUUCACUGGUUGUAUGGUCCAUUUACUGUGCUGUCAUUGCUGCAGUAUUUAUAGUAGUAAAAGGUAUCAACUACAAACUCCACAAUGUAUUUGACACCAGUGAAAUGAUAGAAGAGGAAGAAGCCCACGAGAGUGAUACCAGCUCUAGUAAAGCAGAUGAUGGAAGCAGCAAGACAGAUAAAACAACUGCCAGUAGAACACAAGGGGCUAGUGAAGAAUGUAUAGAAAUGAAGGUCCUCAAUGGCUCUCAGGCUAGAAGUAUAACACCUCCAGUCCAGUGCAGCUCUAGAAACUCUAUCACAGACUUACCCAGUAGCAGUAGGAAAACACCAGCAGAUUCCAUGGAAUACAUUAACAAACUAGUCAAAGAUGACAUGCAGUCUAAAGGAGGAGGAGUUUUAGAUUUAAAAGUAGAUGUACACAGAACAGAUUCAACAGAAGGUGGAACUACACAAGAUGAAAAGAGCUCAUCUUCACAUGAUGCAGACAUUGUUCAUUUACCAGACAUUGUUGUAUUGGAGGGACCAAAGCCAAGCAUUAUUCAGGCUGUUGUUAAUCAAAAUGGAGUAGCAGGUCAAGCAGAGAAAGCACCUGACAGGCCAACAGAGACUAAACCAUGCAAAAAGCAUGUUGCAUUUGAGAAGUUCAAAGAGUCUCAGGGAAUAAGUGACUCAGAUUUGAAAGCAGCUUAUAACGAUAAUCACCCCUUACACAGGAGACAUGCUGUUAGGAGAAACAAAAGUGCACUGGAGCUUAAGCCUAACAUAAAAGUCAGAAAUGACCAAAUGGACAAGAUAUUUCAAGAAAAAGCUAUAAAAAGGCGACAAAUGUCGUUACCACAGGAUAGUGCAAUAUUUAGUGAACUGGAACCACAUGCGUUUUCUGGAAACCAAAAUCAGGAUGACAUGUCCAAGUCUGAGGAACAAACAUAUGGUGAUUUUACUGAACCUCACAAGGAAAGUGGAGUGAGAGAUGUGAAAGUGCGGUCUUUUUCUGAACCCCAUGGUGAUGGUAAUGCUGGUUUGGAUGUCAUGUCACAAGACGAACCAUUCAGAGAACGCAUUCUAACCCCAUCUUCACAGUCUAUGGCUCUUCUUAGAAAACCGGGGUACAAAAGAAAACACAAAGAUACAAAAAAUCUUGACAUUGUUCAUAAACCAGGGUACACGUCAGAGCCAUCUUUUAUAUUUCAUCAAGAGAAUUCUGAAGGAGGAGAUAAUUCAUUUGUAGAUAUACAACUACCUGCUAGUUCGUCUACAGGCACAGAUGGGGACUCUAAACCACUCCAAAGUGAUCAGGAUUCUCAGAGGACCUCUAGUCCCCAGUCUAGUGCUUCCUUUCAUACUCCUGUUUCAAGCUGUUAUUCAAGCAUGAGUGAAUCUGACUCGGAGCAUUCCCCAGUUUCCACAGAGACUACUUCCAAUCCUAAAGGCCCACUGUCAAAGACAGCAGAUCUGAGUCAAGAAGACAAAUCGGAUUCAAAUCAGACGUUAACAGAACAAACAGCCAAAAAGACCGAUAAUAGUUCAACCAAACAGAAAAGUCAGCCAAAACUGAAAAUGCCAAAAUGGCUGAAGAGGUCCAGCAAGUCCCCUCCCCCAGAACAUGUUAGUCAGACUUCCUUACAAAGUGACACUGGUUUGUACUGGAUGUUCCACACAGACAGUGACUCUUUCACAUCAGGAGACAGUCGGUGCCAUUCAAGAACUGCAUCAGUCGAUUCUUCCAGCACCUUAACAAAUGACGAGGAUGAGGUGGGUCAGUAUCCCAGUAGGCAUCCAAGGACAGGAAAGAGAUCAAAGACACAAAAUCCAAGCAGAACACCGAGUACAUUGUCACAGGGAAGUGCACAGAAUACCGCUGAUCUGCCACAGGAAGACUUGUCUUCAAAAGAGAAAGAAAGACAAAAAGACACGGAAAAGAAUAAAGUCGAUGGGACAGCAUCCUCUCCUGAAGAAUAUUUUGAAGAUGUACCUGUUGUUGAUAAGACCCAUGGUGCCAUUCCAAAAAGACCAAUUAAAAAACUUCCACAGUUAGAUGAUGAUGAGACUCAAGCUGUAGAGGAAUCCAAAAGAGCUGUAGAUGUUAUACAGGAGGUUGAUAUUAGCAGACGUAUACUGGAAAUUUUAAGUAAAAAUGACCCAGUGGAGUGUGAGGAAGAACUGAGAAAACUGAAGGAAGAGCUGGACUUGAAUAAAAGGCAGUUUGAACGAGGGGCAUCAGACAGAAGUCAGAGUGGAGGUGAUGGAUCCAGGCCAAAACGUGUGCGUCAUAAUGAUGGACCAAGCAGAGACUCAUCUGCCUCUAAUUCAGAGACGUCAGCCUUGUUGUCCUCUCCAGCACACAGUCUUCAGAAUGAGGGGGUUGUAAACAGGAGAUCCCGCCACAGAAGCAGUCGCAGCAGUAAGCGUUCUUCACAGACAUCAUUUCGUGAGCCCCAGCCCCCAGCUGCUUUGCAAGCAAAGAUCGAGUCCCAAGGAAAACACCUGGCUACCUCCCAUGAAGACACAACAGAGGGAGCAGUGCACUGUUUUCAGGACGAGAUGGGAAAUUGGUAUACAUACACAUUUGGUGAAGGUAGCACAGGGACUGCUACUGGAAUUGCUGAGAAGACUCCAUAUGAUAGAUGGGACUCCAGCUCCAGUGACUCUGGUUCCACAGUGAUACUGGACCCUCCAAAAGAUAACCAGACCAGACAAGAACUGAGGUUCCAGUUAGUGGAGGAACCCCUGGAACUGCCAGGCUCAGUGGGGCCAAGAAGAGAUUUGACCACCAGCACUCCUUUACAGAGUUAUAUUGAACAUCUAUUAGACAAUCGUGCCAUGAGAGGUCGAGGUGGAACUACAACGCAGACACAAAAUUCCAUCUCUGAUUCUGACUCUGAUACCACUCAUGAUAUUACAGCAAUUGAAGAGAAACCUAAAUUUUACUACAAGUUUUGGAUCAUACCAGAUAAAAAGUUUUUAAAGUUGAGAUUUGACAGACUGGCUCUGUUAGCUUUGUUAGAUAGAAACCUGUCCAUCUUUGAAAAUUGUAGUGCAGUAUUGCUGGCAAUACUGGUUGGUGUGUUAGGAUGUUUGCUGUUGUCUCAAGAAUUUUUCAAAGAUUUCUGGAUAUUUCUCUUCUGUUUUAUCAUUGCGAGUUGCCAAUAUUCACUACUUAAGAGUGUCCAACCAGAUGCAGCUUCCCCAAUGCAUGGUUAUAACCACAUCAUCGCCUUCAGCCGUCCAUUCUAUUUCACCGUCUGCUGUUCCUUGAUACUGCUGCUGGACUAUGCAAGCUCGAAAUUGGAGCCUUCCAGCUACACUCUCUAUGGUAUUGCUGUCACCAGUAAAGGAGCAGUGACAUUUGCAAGGGAUUUAUUGUUAGUAUUUGUCUUGUGUUUCCCAGUUAUCUUCACAUUUGGAUUACUGCCUCAAGUCAACACAUUUUUCAUGUAUCUGCUGGAACAGAUUGACAUGCAUGUGUUUGGAGGAUGUGCAACCACAAGUCUUCUAGCUGCCUUUUUUGCUGUGGUAAGAAGUGCGAUGGCAGUUGCAGUGCUCUAUGGAUUUGCUUUUGCUUCUCUAAAGCUGACCCUAGAGCUCAAGGAUAAAUCCCAGAAUGUGAUGUUCUCUGUGUACUGUGCCCUGCUGGUGCCGAUGUCUUACCACUUGAGUCGGUGUGCAAGUGAUCCCGAGGUCCUGAUAUCUAUGGUCAAAGACAAACUGCAGAGUAAGGUUUGCAAGAGGAAUGAGGAGGCAGCAAAUGAAAAAGAUGAGGAGUUGGUUGACCCUUUACCAGAAAAACUGAAAGGAUCUGUGUAUGAACGUUUGAGGUCAGAUGGCAUCGUGUGCCUGGUGGCUGCCUUAAUGACGUUUGCUGUCCACGUAAGCACAGCAUUCACCAGCCUUCAGCCCCACCUCCACGCAGUGCUGUGUUACAUAGCUGGCACCUUGGGCCUGCUGAUCCAUUACCUGAUACCUCAGCUGAGGAAGGAAAUGCCUUGGUUAUGCUGCUCACAUCCACUGCUGCAGAGUCAUGAGAGGAGUCAGUUUGAAGUGCGAGAUGCAGCCAAGGUGAUGUGGUUUGAAAAGGUGUAUUUGUGGCUGAGAUUCAUAGAGAAGAAUUUCCUGUAUCCUACUCUAUUUCUCAGUGCCUUGACCAGCUCUGCCCCAGUGGUUGUGAAUAAGUUUGGAUAUUUGAUCGGAGCUCUGGUAGUGACUGUGUGUGGCAUUAAGAUGUUUCGCAGUGCCUUCGUCCACACUCCAAAACAGUACCUGAUUGUUGUCUUCACUUUCUUCUUCUUCAAGUAUGACUAUGGUCAGGCCUCAGAAUCCUUUCUUAUUGACUACUUCUUUAUUGCCAUAUUUGUUAACAAGUUUUACGACUUUUUACUGAAAGUGCAAUUCAUCCUGACUUACAUAGCGCCAUGGCAGAUCACCUGGGGUUCUGCCUUCCAUGCCUUUGCUCAACCUUUUAGUGUGCCACAUUCUGUGAUGCUGUUUGUUCAGGCAGCAGCUUCUGCCAUUUUCUCCACCCCCUUGAACCCUGUGCUAGGAAGUGCCAUCUUCAUCACCUCUUAUGUUAGACCUAUUAAAUUUUGGGAGAGAGAUUACAACACAAAAAGAGUGGACCAUUCAAAUACAAAGCUGGCCAGUCAGUUAGAGAGAAAUCCAGGCUCUGACGACAACAACCUGAAUUCUAUCUUCUAUGAGCACCUGACCAGGUCCUUGCAGCACAGUUUAUGUGGAGAUCUAAUGAUGGGCCGGUGGGGCCCAGCCUCUCAGGGAGACUGCUUUAUCAUGGCAUCAGAUUAUCUCAAUGCACUAGUACACAUCAUCGAAAUGGGGAACGGACUCGUUACAUUCCAAUUAAGGGGGCUUGAAUUCAGAGGUACUUACUGUCAGCAGAGGGAGGUGGAAGCAAUUACAGAGGGGGUAGAAGAUGACUAUGGGUUCUGUUGUUGUGAGCCAGGUCAUCUCCCCCAUUUUCUGUCUCUGAAUGCUGCCUUUAACCAGCGAUGGUUAGCUUGGGAAGUGACUGUUACAAAGUAUGUGUUAGAGGGAUACAGCAUAUCAGACAACAGUGCAGCAUCGAUGCUGCAAGUGUUUGACCUGAGGAAAGUGCUGAUCACAUAUUAUGUCAAAAGUAUUAUUUAUUACACUAUACGGUCACCAAAACUUGAGCAAUGGCUGUUUGAUGAGAGCAUACGGACUGCUGUGCAGCUGACGUUGGAGAAAAACUAUGUUGACCUGGAUCCAACAUUUAACUUACAUGUUGAUGAAGAUUAUGAUAUGAGACUCUCUGGAGUAUCAAGAAAUAGUUUUUGUAACACUUACCUUAGUUGGAUACAGUAUUGUGCUUCCAGAAGGAACUCAAAUCUAGACAGCCAUAAGGACUCAUCACUGGUGUCGCUGUGCUAUUCGUUGAGUCUGCUGGGAAGGAGGGUCAUGUUCACAGCCUCUCACAAUAAUGCAUAUGCUAGUGUUGACUUCUUCCUGUAUGGCCUCCAUGCAUUAUUCAAGGGAGAUUUCAGAAUAACUUCUCCCAAGGAUGAGUGGGUGUUCACAGACAUGGAACUGUUAAGAAGGGUAGUAGCACCUGGCAUCAGAAUGUCUCUAAAGUUACAUCAGGAUCACUUCACUUCUCCUGAUGAGUAUGAAGAACAUCAGAUGUUGUAUGAUGCUAUCACUGGGUAUGAGCAGAACCUGGUGAUAUCACAUGAAGCAGACCCUCAGUGGAGAAAUGCUGUACUUGCCAAUACGCCAUCUCUACUAGCUCUCAGGCAUGUGUUUGAUGAGGGUUCAGAUGAGUACAAGAUCAUCAUGUUAAACAAGAGAUUUCUUAGUUUUCGAGUAAUCAAGGUGAACAGAGAGUGCGUGAGAGGCCUGUGGGCAGGCCAGCAACAAGAGUUGGUCUUCCUGAGAAACAGAAACCCUGAGCGGGGCAGCAUACAGAAUGCCAAACAGGCUCUCCGCAACAUGAUAAAUUCUUCCUGUGAUCAGCCUAUAGGCUACCCCAUCUAUGUGUCCCCCCUGACAACCUCCUACUCGGGGACUCAUGAACAGUACACUGGGAUAGUAGGGAAGGAGUUCUCCCUCAAUGGAGUAAAGAAUGCAUUGAAGGCAUUGUGGAAAAGGAUGCGCCAGCGGUGUGGUGCCGGAUGCACCAGUGGUGGGUCCAAUCUAGAAGACAUGGGAGGCUGUGGGCCCACCAUUGUCACUGUUUCAGGUACCUAUGGGGGACCUGAGAGACCACACCAGGGCAGUUUAACCAGCACUACAGCCCCACAGGCAGACAAUAGUACCAUCUUGACCAAUAGAGGGAGCUUUAUAUCCACAGCCAGCUCUGCCAGCAAACCAAGUUCAGCCUUAGUCAACAUUGCAGGCUUACUAUCAGAUAGCACUGCAAGCAAUAAAGAUCCUGUAACUCAGAGAGUACAGAUACAAGACAUAGGGCAAGUGUAUGAUACCAUAAACUUGGGGCGCAGAAUAGAUGUUCAGUGGCCGAGUGACGAGUGGAGACAAAAUGGCGGCAAGAACGGUUGGAAGAGCUGGUUUCCUGACAAGGGCAUGGAGGGAACUGUUGUUCACAAAUGGAUGCCGUGUCACAGGGAACCAGGCAGAAGAUCUCAUGUCGAUAAAACUAUUCUCUUGGUGCAAGUUGGUGAGAGAUUUGUUCCCAUUGCUGAGGCAGGGGUUAUUGAUUUGGGUGCAGAAGUAUGAUGGUGAUAAGAUAAAAAAAGGUGCUUUCAACUUAUAGAAGUAAAAGGAUUUGUUGCCAGUGGUUUAAGUUAGAGUGUAGAUAGCACUGCUGUUUAUUCAUUACAAAGACAAAAGGCAUCUUAAUGUUAUUAUUUAUGAUGAAUCAUCUCUCAUGCAUGGUGAGACAAAACUUAAAGAAUCAUUUAUCUGGAGUAAUAACAACUGUUAUUACAAUCACAUUUUCAGGUCAUGUUUAUUACCCUUGUGUAUACAAUAAGUCAACAUGAAACAACUUAUCCCAAGUGAAAUAGGAUGAAAUUGCUUGGAUAAUUUCAUCAGAACAUUUGUUUGCCUUUUGUGAUAAUUGGCAAAUUGCUUUAAAAGUAAUCUUAGACUACAUACUCAUGCAGUACUAGGCAGCAGUUGAUAUUCUUGCUCUGCAAGAAGGAUUUAAUCUGUUUGUUCAUGGAAGGUGGGGAGCAUCUAUUGUGCCAUUGCUAUUGAUAAUUAUGAUAUUAUGUUACAAGAAAAUAUAUAUACACUAGUAUUGCUUCAGUUAAGUGUUUUAUUUAUGGGACCAAUAGAAAAAUGCUGAACCGGUUUCUCUGCAUGUCUUAUAAUAUUGGCUAAGGUCAUCAGGGUUGUGAAUCAGGUUACAACAGAAAUGCCAGUUUUUUUUCACACUGUGAGAUAAAAAACGAGGUAAUUUUACAGUAUUGUAUUAGAGAGAUCAUCUGCUGGGUCAAAACACUACUGGGUUUCUGAUUUGGUGAUACUGUUAUGAAGCAAGGGAAAAAUUAGUUUGAAUAUGUGGCCUAUUUAACUGAUAUUAUAUGUGAGUAAACGGGUUAAAUAUACUAUUUAAAUUCUUGAAUAUUCAAUGAUAAAUGGAUUUGAGAAUGGAUGAGAAAAUAAUUGUGUCAGCUCAUAACUCAUGCUUGUGUGUCAAGUUGGAAAGGUAAUCACAAUCAAACAAUAGAUAUUAAAAUAUUCAUCACUAUUUGUGUUUUAAUGUUAUUGUGAUUUGAUAAGAAUUAAGGCAUCCACAAAUGUUACAUGUGAUAUUAAAUC
Lingula anatina is the source of this 8003-nucleotide messenger RNA. RefSeq names its product pecanex-like protein 1. Gene Ontology annotation, cellular component: membrane. The record is from RefSeq and is a predicted model, not a curated record. Lineage: Eukaryota; Metazoa; Brachiopoda; Lingulata; Lingulida; Lingulidae.